CUCCUCCUCCAAUAAUAAUCAAAUAUCUCACGAUACAGUGAAACCCCUUAAAUGAAGGCUUUUGUGGUGCGUGAUAGUAGAUUGAUGUUAGAAGACAGUGGAUCGUUGCUUCAGAUGCGUCGGAAGAAGAAGAACAAGAGACUCUUGCUUAUAGAAUUUGUUCGAGGAACAAAUGUUUCGAGAGACCAUUGUUUCCAUUAGUUUCAGUGUAGUAGUACUGAGCAGUAACUAGAUUAGGGGAAGAGGCUAAUUGAUUUGUUUAUUUUCGACCCAAUAAGAAGCUAAUUCGGCCAGUUUCUUGGGGAAUCCGGUAUAAUUUUUGUUUCAACUCGAUAAUAUCUGCAUCGUGUAUUGGCGAUAUUGUGCUAUGGAGUUGUUAAGGAAAAAGAGGAAAGGAAGUGAAACGCAGUUUGCAUCCUCAGAUCUACCAGAAAUCUUACCACUCAGUCGUAAACCACCGGCUUCUUUGUCGAUCAUUGGCUCGCAUUUUUCGCUGGAAGAUUGCUCUCGGCGAAAGAAGAAGUUCAAGGAACACGUAGCCGCGGAAGCUGUUGGUUCUUGUAAAAGUAGACUAACUGGCAUUGUCACUGCCCCUGCUUGCGGUAGCUCUUCUUCAGAUCCACAUGGAAGAGGUCACAAAAGGAAGAUCGGUUGCAUUGAUGCUGCUACUAAGUUACGAAGGAAGAAGAAGAUUGAGCAGGAGUAUAUUUUAGGUGCUGCAAUUGGACGAGGUAAGUUUGGGUCUGUUCGGUUGUGCCGGAGUAAGGCAAGCGGAGCGGAAUUCGCCUGCAAAACUUUGCCUAAAGGGGAGGAGACUGUACAUCGGGAGGUGGAGAUCAUGCAACACCUCUCUGGUCAUCCUGGUGUUGUGGCCUUGAAGGCAGUGUAUGAAGAUUCUGACUGUUUCCAUCUUGUGAUGGAAUUGUGCUCUGGUGGACGAUUGCUAGACCAAAUGGUUAGGGAGGGUCGAUACUCAGAGCACCAUGCUGCUAACAUACUCAAGGAACUGAUUUUAGUCAUCAAAUAUUGUCACGAAAUGGGCGUUGUUCAUCGUGACAUCAAGCCUGAGAAUAUCCUGCUUACGACUGCAGGGAAGAUGAAACUUGCAGACUUUGGGUUAGCCAUGAGGUUUUGCAAUGGUCAGAGAUUGUCUGGUGUAGCUGGUAGUCCAGCCUAUGUUGCCCCGGAAGUUUUGCUGGGGGAUUAUUCAGAGAAAGUGGAUAUCUGGGGUGCUGGUGUUCUGCUACAUGCUCUCUUGGUGAGCACCCUCCCAUUCCAUGGAGACUCUCAGGAAGCCAUUUUCGAGGCAAUCAAGAAUGUGACACUUGACUUCCAUGGUGGGGUAUGGGAAGCAAUAUCUGAACCUGCUAGGGAUCUAAUCGGAAGAAUGCUGACAAGGGAUGUAUCCGCAAGGAUAACUGCGGAUGAAGUACUAAGACAUCCAUGGAUUUUGUUUCACACAGACCGUACGUUGAAGGCACUAACGAUCAAGUCAAAAGUUAGACAUCAUGUAGGAGCUAUGUCUCUCCAACUCAAUGUUGUUCGUAGAAAUGAGUCGGAGAGGUUAAGGAUUGUCAGGGACACUUUCGAUGUUGACUCAAGUCUGGUUUUAUCCUUGGAUGGUAUGGAUCGGAAGUCAGAAGAGCAGGAUGACUGCAGUUUCAUUGAUGCACUUGCGGCAGCAAUUUCACGUGUGAGGAUAUCUGAACCAAAGCGAAGCAGAUUAUGUGGCCCUGCCCUUCCGAUUCAGCAAGAAUGUUCCUCUAACAUGAAGGCCAACAACCUGUGUACAGCAUUUUGAUUCUGCUAUAUAACAGCUAACUCCACUACUAUUUCUGACGGGAACUGGAAGAUGACCUAGCUUGAUCCAGCCACUUACACCAUAAAUUCAUCAUCAUCUGACUCUGACUGGAAUCGAGGGUGAAUAGUUCUUACGUAGUCUGUUUGCUUGGUAGUAAUAAUCUAUGAGAAGCAUGAAUUGUGUCUGAUUUUCCCCCGCCUUUUAUUGCUUCGGCCUAAUAUUAGGAGCUGAGCAAACUGAUGAUGUAAAUAUUGAACUUGUAAAUAGAAAGGCAGCCUCUGGUUUUGUGCACCUGCCA
Messenger RNA from Telopea speciosissima, 2099 nucleotides. RefSeq names its product serine/threonine-protein kinase PEPKR2. Gene Ontology annotation, cellular component: nucleus; cytoplasm. Gene Ontology annotation, molecular function: calcium-dependent protein serine/threonine kinase activity; calmodulin binding; calcium/calmodulin-dependent protein kinase activity. NCBI's taxonomy places the organism in Eukaryota, Viridiplantae, Streptophyta, Magnoliopsida, Proteales, Proteaceae. Gene Ontology annotation, biological process: peptidyl-serine phosphorylation; intracellular signal transduction; protein autophosphorylation. The record is from RefSeq and is a predicted model, not a curated record. The transcript has 8 exons. Bases 368 to 1801 code for a protein of 477 amino acids.